AUGAAUGAUAAUUUGUCUGUCAUCUGUGAGCCAGGUGAUACACAAAUCGUUGAUCGCAGCUUCCGCAACGUUGCAGGUGUAUUCGAACAAUUAGGAUUUGCUCUUAAAAUGCCGGGAUUUCUUAAAACAGGUGCUAAGCAACUUGAUUCUGAUCAAGCAAAUGAUACGAGAAUGAUCACCAAAACAAAAUGGGUAAUUGAAUCCUUUCAUUCACAAUUUAGAACAUGGAGAUUUUUUUCCGAGCGAAUCAGUCAAGAUUUUCUUCUUGAUAUCGAUAUACUCGUUAGAACUUUAGCAGCAAACUUAAAUAAAUAUCGACCUCGUCUUUUUUAUGGAAAAUCAGCUGGUGAUUAUGCUUUAGCAAAUAAAAUGUUAUUGAUGAAAAACAAAACAAGUCACCUCCAACAGUUAAUAUCUAAUGGUGAUUUAUCCUUAAGAAACAAUUGGAAAAACAUACUUCAUAUUGAUAAUAAUAUUGAUUUUCAAUAUUUAACACUUGAUUUUCUUCGAGAAUAUACAUGUGGAAUUUACCAGAUAAAACAAAGUUCGGCUUAUGCAAAAGCACAUUUAUACGAUCAUGAUGGAAAAUUUGAAUUUCAGGUUUCAUCUUCUGAAUGA
Messenger RNA from Rotaria sordida, 618 nucleotides. The record is from the annotation of a GenBank genome assembly. Lineage: Eukaryota; Metazoa; Rotifera; Eurotatoria; Philodinida; Philodinidae.